This is a messenger RNA of Echinostoma caproni, 642 nucleotides long. Lineage: Eukaryota; Metazoa; Platyhelminthes; Trematoda; Plagiorchiida; Echinostomatidae. The record is from the annotation of a GenBank genome assembly.
AUGGGAGUGCCAUUCGCACCUCAGCCGGAGAGUCGUAGUUUGUGGCUUGCUACUACCGAUAGGAAAGAUCAAAACGUGGGAUCCAGUAUCUACGAGGAUCCUAGCUUUCGUGUGAUGGUCACGUACGAAGAACAAACGGCCAACCUGGGGAGGCUGGCCAACGAGUACGGCCGCCUUUACUCGCCGGCUUACCCCUUUCCCGUCGCACCUGGUGAACCAUCCGUACGUAUUCAGACCAAGUGCCGUUUGUGCACUACAAAUAUGGCGACGGGGAUGGGAUCCCCCAAAUAUGCAUCCGACACAUCUUCGGACGACGAAAAACGGCAAAACAACGAAAUGAUCUCCUCAGAUAUUCGAACUAAACUGCCACUUCUCACAACUCUGCCCCCCAGUUAUCAGCAAUAUGAACCGCUAUCGAUGUUCGAAGCUGAUACGAAUCUUACUCUGUGGAAGGCAAAAACGAAGAGACAUCUAUUAGGAGUUCCCCCUGAAUACCAGAGCAUCCGAAUCUUGGAUCGUCUGAGCGAUCGCGUCCAGAAACUCGUCUUACAACAACACGUGGAUGAGGAGUGUCCACCGCGGAAAAUCUGGGAGACUAUCGACUCUCUGUUCCCAGACUUAGAAGACCCGGUUUCCGCAUAG